UAUCACAAGUCGGAUGAGGACUUCGAAGCAAAAACAGGUUCUGUUUGGCCCUCGAAUUACCUCAGUUCACCUGAGGAGUUUGCAUGUUCGUUGUUCUACCAAAGCUGCCAAGUUUGGCACUGGGGCACCUCUGCCGUCGUACUUUUGUGCCUAUCUGGACUCUUCUGGCCGGUUCCGACGUGUGAGGAUAUCCUCGAGUCAGUGUGCUGCCAUGUUUGUCGACCUCAUCUGGUGGCUAGGCGGAAAAGAAUGCAGGUCAUCUCGUGCCUUUUAUGCACCCGAAAAUGUGGUUUUACCUCAUCUUUCGAGCCGCCUACAAGGCCACCGAUUGGGUCAAUUUGUGCCAAAUUGCUCGGCGGCAUAACAGGUCUCUACCUUUCAUUUGUCUCCCUCCCUUCUGUUGCUGGGAUGCCUGAAAAUCGGGCUUCCAUGCUGUCAUUCACACCGUCCGGACUAACCCGUCUUCUGACACUAUUGGCCACAUGGUUGGUCUGGCUGUCCUCGGAUGGUCGACUCUGCCACGGCUUCGGCGUCUUCGGUCUCGGACUGAAUGAUGCGCUUGUCUACGCGGAUGAAUUUCACGUGGUCGUCGCAGGCCCUUGCAUCCACGAAGGCGACGCCUACUGCACACGACGUGUCAUCAAUAGUUUGUGCUCGAUGGAGAAAAACGAAUGCUUCUGUCGUCCUGGUUACGUCUCCAUCCAGGAGGACUAUGGGAUCACCUGCAAAACAUGUAAGUCUCCUGAGUGUAUUCGAUCGCAUGGCUGGGCUCUUUUUAAAGCUUAA
Messenger RNA from Protopolystoma xenopodis, 786 nucleotides. NCBI's taxonomy places the organism in Eukaryota, Metazoa, Platyhelminthes, Monogenea, Polystomatidea, Polystomatidae. The record is from the annotation of a GenBank genome assembly.